This is a messenger RNA of Aureobasidium melanogenum CBS 110374, 1629 nucleotides long. RefSeq names its product cytochrome P450. The transcript has 2 exons. The record is from RefSeq and is a predicted model, not a curated record. Gene Ontology annotation, molecular function: oxidoreductase activity, acting on paired donors, with incorporation or reduction of molecular oxygen; monooxygenase activity; iron ion binding. The coding region runs from base 1 to 1629 and encodes 542 amino acids. Lineage: Eukaryota; Fungi; Ascomycota; Dothideomycetes; Dothideales; Saccotheciaceae.
AUGCCGCCGAAGCUUCCGAUCCUGGUCAGUUCGGCAGUAGCGUCAACACUGCUGGUGCACUAUACACCUGCCUACGCUCCUGGCUCGCGUCUUCAAACCUUCUUCCUCAUCGCCUUCACAGAGUUCAUCGCGUGGGCAACAUGGCGUGUGGUUAUAUACCCGAACUUCUUCAGUCCUUUGAGGGACCUUCCUGAGCCUCCUGGGGCCAGUUGGUGGAAUGGUCAUGCAUUCACGAUAAUGGCACAGCCAUCAGGUCAUCCGAUGCGUGAAUGGAUAGAUACAAUCCCGAACGAUGGUCUUAUUCGCUAUACCAAUUGGUUCAACUCCGAGAGGGUGUUCUUGACCAGCCCAAAGACUCUUGCUGAGGUUCUCUCAAGCAAGAACUAUGAGUUCAUCAAGCCAGCACAUUUCCUUGACAUUAUCGGCCGUAUUCUAGGCAUCGGAUUGUUGUUCGCGGAAGGCGACGAACAUAGAGUUCAGCGCAAGAAUCUCAUGCCCGCAUUCUCGUACAGACAUGUCAAAGACCUCUAUCCUGUCUUCUGGGCCAAGUCAAAGGAAAUGGUCGAAAGAAUAUCUAUCGCUAUGCAAGACUCGUCCCUGCAGGAUGGUGUCACUGCCAAUGUCGUCGAAGUUGGUGACUGGAGCAGCCGGGCUACUCUAGACAUCAUCGGAGUUGCUGGCAUGGGCCGUGAUUUUGAGGCUCUUAAAAACCCAGACAAUGAACUGAACAAGACCUACAAGACCAUCUUUCACCCACCCAAGUCCGCCAGAUACCUGCAAGUCGCUGGCAUGUUUUUGCCCCGCUGGUUCCUUAGGAGUCUGCCGCUCAAGCGCAACGAUGAGAUCGCAGAAGGAUCCGCGCUUAUCAAACAGACAUGUCGCGACUUGAUCGCCGCAAAGAAGACUCGUAUGGACAAGGGUGCUGCAGAUGAAACCGAUAUCCUCAGUGUGGCUUUGAGAAGUGGAAGCUUCGAUGACGAGAACCUUGUCAGCCAGAUGAUGACUUUCCUCGCUGCAGGACAUGAGACUACAAGCUCAUCAUUGCAAUGGGCCGUCUAUAUGAUGUGUCGCCAUCCUGACGUACAGGCACGUUUACGCGAAGAGAUACAUUCCAAGCUACCCUCGGUACGCGACCCGCAAGCACAAAUCACCGCCAGCGACAUUGACAACUGCCACUAUCUUCAAGCGUUUUGCAAAGAGACUCUUCGUCUCUGGGCUCCUGUGGCCUUGACCAUGAGAGUUGCUGCCCGAGAUGAGACAAUUAAUGGCCAUCCCAUUCCCAAGGGAACGCUCGUAGUCCUCGCUCCAUUAGCAAUUAACUGCAGCAAACACCUUUGGGGUGACGAUGCCAUGGAGUUUAAGCCAGAGCGCUGGUUGACAGAUGGUGUCAGCAACAAAAACGGUGGUGCAGAGUCCAACUACAGCUUCAUGACGUUCCUCCACGGGCCACGAUCAUGCAUCGGUCAAGGAUUCGCCAAUGCCGAGUUUGCUUGUCUUGUUGCAGCCUGGUGUGGCAAGUUUGAGACGGAGUUUGAGGAUAAGGAUUAUGUUCUGGAAGUCAAGAGUGGUAUCACUUCUCGACCCAAGAAUGGCUUGCGGGUCAAGUUGACAGAGAUGCAAGGAUGGUGA